AAUAGACAUUACCGAGUUUCGGCAGGCUCUUCUUCUCUCACUCGUCACUCGUCACAUGACCCGCACUCCUGUACGGUAGGCCAUAUUUGACAGUGGCACUAGUUUAGCGAAGUGAGUGCGUGAAGAUCGCUCUUCAUCCCACGUUCGCGUUUUCGACAACCUGUAAAUACUCGUGAUCGAUUUGACCUACGAGUCCUAAACGCAUCAAAAUGAGCAGUGAAUAUUCAGAAGGAUCUCCUGUUUAUGCUCCCUUUUUCGGAGUAAUGGGUGCCGCCUCAGCCAUUAUAUUUUCUGCUCUGGGAGCAGCAUAUGGCACAGCAAAGUCAGGUACAGGAAUUGCAGCCAUGUCUGUCAUGAGGCCAGAACUUAUCAUGAAAUCUAUCAUUCCUGUUGUUAUGGCUGGUAUCAUUGCCAUUUAUGGCCUUGUAGUAGCUGUUCUCAUUGCUGGUGGUCUAGAAGAACCUAGUAAAUACAGUCUGUACAAGGGUUUUGUUCAUCUGGGUGCUGGCUUAGCCGUAGGUUUUUCUGGUCUAGCUGCUGGAUUUGCCAUUGGUAUUGUUGGUGAUGCAGGUGUAAGAGGUACCGCACAACAACCUCGCCUGUUUGUUGGUAUGAUCUUGAUUCUAAUCUUCGCAGAAGUAUUGGGUCUCUACGGUCUCAUCGUUGCCAUCUACUUGUACGCCAAGUAAAAUGAUUUUAGUAGCAGGAAUGCAAGACUCGUCGCCUGCAACCAACAGCGCUCCCCGACUAUUAAAAUAUUACGACUUGUUUCGACAUUUUACUUAAACACAUUUUUUCCAUACAUACUCACAUCGACUCAUCUAAGCAUCCUUCUGUAAUACUGUAUUCAAGUUGAUAUAUUAGAGUCCAAGCAUUUAAUAAGUACAUAUUCAUUAUAUAAAUAACAUAAUUGUUGAAAAAUGCUGCAAGCAAGUAAUAAGAGUGCUGAAAAUCUAAUUAAUUGAUUAAAUAUUUUGAAUUGAAAAAACAAAUAAUUCAGUCUUGCAGGAAGAGGAUGUAUGUACAGAAGAUACAAAAAGCAACAGGCGACAGGGAGUUACACUGAGGAAAGACCCCAAAUAUCCCAUGUCGAACAUUUCUCUUUCACUGUAUAGUAAUCAUUUGUAGCGUAGUUUGACAUUGAAUUAUCAAUUAAGAUAAUCGGCUCUACUGAGUGUAUAAAGGAAAAAACUGUUAAUGAUAAAAGAAUAUUUAGCACAAUUACAUAUAUUAAACGCGAUUGAAGUGGCAGUAUACAGAUUGCAGAUGAACGUCUUUUACGACAAACGUCUACAUAAAAUUAUAAUAUUUAAAUCAGAAAGUGGGAAGAAAAAUGCAAGAUUGCAUGUAAGAAACAGCAUAAUAUGCAAUGGUUGUACAAACUAUAUCUUGAACAAAAAAAAAGGAAAGAACAUAGAUAUUGUACAAUCGAAAUUACAAGACACAAAGUAUAGUAUGUGGGAUGAAAUUUUAGAGAGGAAAAUGAAAUGAAUGUGAGUAGAAAAUGGACAGAUACAUGAUAGUAUUAAGUCAAUUCAGAGACUGCUGGACGUAUUAGGAAUUUGCACUUAUUAUGGUUUUAAAUAAUUUUGGGUGACUGCAAAGGCCAGCGGUAAUUCCCCUCUUUUAGCUGUAAACAUACUUAUUUCACGCUAAUUAAAAAUAUAUAUACAAAUAUAUAUAUAUUUUAAUGAAGUGAAAGGUGUAUGUUAAGGCACCACAAAAAACAAAGAUUCCAUACGUCCCAGCAGAUGUAUGACUACCUAAGAAAGGGGUUACGAGAUAAUAAUGAUGAAAAAAAUCAUUUGUACAUUCCAUACUAAGUUCGUUUUGUGCAGGCGAGCGGGCGCUUGUAAUGGCGCGACAAAUGUAGGUUUUUGGGAAAGAAAAAAAGGACAAAUUAUGCGUUGGAUACUUCACAUUUUCUUUCGUGACAAUGUUUUUAAAUAAAUGUAAUUAUGGGGUAGAAAAACGAUGCAAACGAAGCUUUUUUUCGGAGGUUCAUUGUUAUGGGAGCUGACGGUGAACUCUGAUAUAUGUGUUAUGGCCUUUUAAUCGGCCACCAUCUCUCCCCGUAAUAAAUAUAUCGUGUCACGGUCGAGGACAAGAAUUCUUUGCGCCCGCUUGCCAAAUUUUAUUGACUGCGCAGUAUUUUCUAUCUAAAAAAACAACAAAGCUCAACAUGUAGGCGCAUUUCCGGGAGAGAAAUAAACAUAUAAAACACUAAACAUUUCAAAACCAUUUCAGUUUACGAUAAUAGCGCAUGAAACCAAAAAGAUGCAAAUCCCAUUUCUUCGAAUUCAUCUGAUCGGAAAAAGAAAAAAAAAAAGAAACAAAAUGCACGAG
Molecule: messenger RNA, 2346 nt
Organism: Bombus terrestris (buff-tailed bumblebee)
Lineage: Eukaryota; Metazoa; Arthropoda; Insecta; Hymenoptera; Apidae
Gene: Vha16
Product: V-type proton ATPase 16 kDa proteolipid subunit c
Exons: 3
Coding region: 210-689 (159 amino acids)
Biological process (GO): proton transmembrane transport
Cellular component (GO): proton-transporting V-type ATPase, V0 domain
Molecular function (GO): proton-transporting ATPase activity, rotational mechanism
Source: RefSeq, a predicted model, not a curated record